This is a messenger RNA of Papaver somniferum (opium poppy), 1542 nucleotides long. RefSeq lists its product as uncharacterized. Bases 1 to 1542 code for a protein of 513 amino acids. Lineage: Eukaryota; Viridiplantae; Streptophyta; Magnoliopsida; Ranunculales; Papaveraceae. The transcript has a single exon. Gene Ontology annotation, molecular function: catalytic activity. The record is from RefSeq and is a predicted model, not a curated record.
AUGCGUGUUCUCUAUUGGAAUGCUCAAGGCUUGGCUAAGGAUGGUGCUAAGGCCAAGCUAAAAGAGCUUCAGAUUUUGCACAAUCCUGAUGUUAUUUGUAUUGCAGAAGCUCAGGUUUUCUGCUCUGUUCGUUUUGUCAGAUCUUUGAGGUUGGUCGACUUCUCUGAGGAUGUAGUUACGAAUGAGGCUGGUGAUGUUAAAGGCAAUCUGUGGGUUAUGUGGAAGAACUCGUUAGCUAGUCCUAGCAUUCUCUCUUCUUCUAGGCAAGCUAUUACAGUUGAGGUGGAAGGUAAUAUUAUUACAGCAGUCCAUGCUUCUUACAACCCAGUCACAAGAAAAAUGUUGUGGCGUCAAUUGGAUUUGGGCUCUACUUCGCUCCCUUGGCUGGUCUUGGGUGAUUUCAACUGUGUGUUACGCAUGGAAGAAAAGAAGGGUGGAAUUCCAAUCAAAGAGGUCUAUAUAAAUGAAUUCAGAAGUUGGAUAUCAGAUAAUAGAUUGGUGGAGGUGGACUCUCUGGGCAAGAAAUACACAUGGUCUAACCGCCAAAAAGGUAGUAGAAGAAUUGUUUCCAAGCAUGAUAGAGCUAUGGUUAAUGAGGCUUGGUUCUUCAAAUAUGAGAACUGGAGAUGUAAGGCAUUGCCUAGAAUCUGUUCUGAUCAUUCUCCCCUUAUUGGCUUUGCUUUCCAAAGCUCAAGACCGAAAAGAGCUCCUUUUAGAAUUCAGAAAAUGUGGAUGUUGCAUCCAAGUUUUAUGAACUUGGUUAAAGAAAAUUGGAAUCUGAGUAUGGUGGGUGCCCCUCCUUGGGUUUUUGCCAGCAAGCUUAGAAGACUUAAAGAUGCGUUGAAAGUUUGGAACAGAACGGUGUUUGGUGAUGUUCAAUUUAGGUUGAAACAAGCUGAGCUUAAGCUGGAUGCUGAAAUGGACCUGCUUGAUUUAGAUCCAGCUGAUGAAGUGCAGUUCUCUAGGGUGGCUGAUGCCAAGAAAGCAGCUGAUGAUGUGCGGGUUGACCUGGCUUCUAUGCUUCGUAUGAAGUCGAGAGUUACUUGGCUGGAAGAAGGAGACCAAAACACUAGAUUUUUCCACAAUAGCAUUCGCAUGAGGAGAAGCCAAAACACUAUCUCGGAGCUCAAAAUUUCUACUAACUCUACUUUGUUUUUGCAGGAGGACAUUAAAACUUUUCUUGUCAACCAUUACAAGGAUAAAUUCAAUGGUGGGGAUACUUGUAUUGAUCCAAAGCUGUUUGACUUUGAUCAUGAGCGUAUUUCUCCUCAGGAGAGUAUUCUCAUGGACGCUAUUCCUUCCUUAGACGAGAUUAAGGCUGCUGUGUUCGAUUUGGGUGCUGAUUCUGCGCCAGGCCCUGAUGGCUUCUCUGGGAAUUUCUACAGACUUUGCUGGGAUACGAUCUCUGCAGAUCUUUGCAAGGCUAUUGUCAAUUGUUGGGAAAUGCGGAAAAUUCCAAUGGUAUUAACUCAAGUUUCAUUGUGCUCAUCCCUAAAAAUAGCAAGUCUGAUGCUGUUAAAGACUACAGGCCAAUUGGUUUGA